This is a messenger RNA of Mytilus trossulus (common blue mussel), 2636 nucleotides long. RefSeq lists its product as uncharacterized. The transcript is spliced from 2 exons. NCBI's taxonomy places the organism in Eukaryota, Metazoa, Mollusca, Bivalvia, Mytilida, Mytilidae. The record is from RefSeq and is a predicted model, not a curated record. Gene Ontology annotation, molecular function: zinc ion binding. The coding region runs from base 92 to 1786 and encodes 564 amino acids.
AAUAGAAAUUAAUCAGAUAUAUUGAUAAUGGAUUAAAACGUAGAAGAAAAGUUUUAGAGGUUGAUUGCACCUGUUUACAAGAUUUACCAACAUGAUGACAACUGAAAAAUCAUUAAAUUGUGAUCCGUGUGACUAUAAGCACGAAACAAAGACAGCAGUAAAAUGGUGUUCAGAGUGUUCAGAGGCUUUGUGUUUGACAUGUUUUGAAGCGCAUAGAAUUUUAAAGGUCUCAAGAAAUCACAACGUCAUUUCAAUAGAAGACAUUGAUGCUCUGAAAGGAAUUAUGUUGGACAUAUCAGAAGUUCAAAGAUGUGAGAAGCAUGACAGACCUUCGGAAUAUUUUUGUCCUUUACAUGACGAAGUGGUUUGUAUUAAAUGCAUUCAGACAAAACAUAGUCAGUGCACUGGUUGGUUGCCAAUCUCAGAAGCAGCAGACGGGGUUAAAUCAUCGGUAACAAAAGAGGCAUUAAGUCAAGAUCUUGAGGACGUAAUUAGAAAUUUUCAAGAGUUAAUUGAUAACCAUAAAAAAGAACAGAUAGCGAAUCAUAACGCUUGCAAAUUUUUUAGAGGUAAAGGUUCAAACGUUGUUCAGAGAAUUAUUGAGAAAGUUAAAGACCUUGAAGCAGAAUUUGUCAAUACGGUUGAAGAACAGGAGAAAGAUAUUUCUGGCAAAAUAGGCUGCCGAAUUAUGGAAUUUCAAGAUAGACUGAAAAAAAUUAAAGAUUUAAGAGACAAACUAAAUGGUAUAGAAGGUUAUGCGUCGGAUACUCAGAUCUUUAUGAGCAUCCGUAAGGUUUCUGAAGAAUUAAGCGAUCAUACCGAAGGAGUAAAAUCUUUGACUGAGGAGCCUAUUACUAUUUUGAAAGAUUUCCAGUUAGCAGCUCCAUUUCAGACUUUUCUAUCGGAAGUGAAAUUGCUUGGCCAUGUUCAAAAGGACAAAAAACUUAUAGAAUUUCAACCAACAAAACUUCAAAUAGUUCAAUCUCCUGUUUCUGUUUCUGUCUCAAAACCAAUAGACAACAUAGAAAUACAGAAUAUAGUAAAGAUUAAUGUUUCUAAGUCGCAAAACAGCUCGACACUUUGGAGCGCAGUUGUAUUAACAAAUGGACAGUUGAUUUUCAAAUGGAUUGCAGGUAAAGAUAUUGUCAUAUACAACGUAGAUGGAACGUUUGCGAGAUACCAACCUGUAAAUGACAACGUGAAAUAUAUGGCAAUCGUAGACUCAGAAAGACUAGCGUUCUCCUUUGAAAAAAGCAAUGAGGUUGGUAUUUUCAACGUGCAAACACUACAAACGGAAAAGAGAAUCGUUUUUAAGGAAAAUUGCUACGGACUAGAAUAUGAUGGUAAGAAUUUAUACGCAGCUGGAACGACAACGAUACAAUGCGUUGAAAUGAAAAAUGAACCAGUGCAUUUGUCCUCAAUUCCAAUGAAAACGAACCCUGUAAAUUUUCUUUCUGUCCAUGAAGAUAGACUGUAUUAUACUAACUACAAAAAUCAUACCGUUUACUGCUCAAAUAAAAACGGAGAUGAAAUAUGGUCUUUUAAAAAUGAAAUAAUGAAGUUUCCCAUUGGCGUUACAACAGACCAGCAUGGGAAUACAUACGUUUCAUGUACAUAUUCAAACAACGUUCUUGUGAUUUCAGCUGACGGAAAAAACUAUAAAGAACUACUGAAUGCGUCUGACGGACUUGUAAAUCCAAGAGCCAUAUUUUACGACAUAAGGAAUAAUCGACUACUUGUAUGUAAUAUUGUUAACGGACAAGCACUUUUGUGCACAAUGAAAUAAACAUUUUUUUUUAAAUUUGCUUUUUCAAUUAUUGUGCUGAAAUAUUUGCAAGUGAAUGUUUAAAGACAAUUAAUCAAUCUCUAUCGCAAAGGUUUACUACUGUCUAUUAGCGAUUGUUUAAUUGAAGAUGAACACACUCAUGUGAAAUGUGGGAACAUGGCACAUUUACUUUCUUUCUUUUUUAAAUGCUCCGUUUAGGGGCAUUGUGUUUUUCAAUCUGAGUGUUCAUUCGUCCAUCCGUUUGUCCUACCAUUCGUCUGUCCUGCUCGAGGUUUUAACUUUUUAUAGUCAAGUUAGUUUUUGAUGAAGUUGAAGACCAAAUCAACUUGAAGCCUAGUACACAUGUUCCCUAUGAUAUGAUCAUUUUAAUUUUAAUGCCUAAUUAGAUUUGUGACCAAUUUCACGGUCCACUGAACAUAAAAAUAAUAGUGCAAGUUUAAAGUUUAAGAUCUUUGUCAAGGUAGUUUUUGAUGAAGUUGAAAUCCAAUAAACUUGAAACUUAAUACACAUGUUUCCUAUGACAUGAUAUUUCUAAUUUGAAUGCAAAAUUAGAUGUUUACCCCAAUUUUACGGUCCACUGUACAUAAAAUAUGAUCUUGCAAGUGGGGCAUCCAGUACUGUGGACACAUUUUUGUUUGAUAUAUAUUAGGUAGGAUAUUUCGAAAUGGUUUUUGCUUUAAUAAAGUUUUAUAUAGGACCGUAAUUGCUAACUUUCGUAUGUGCUUCCGUACUCUGUAUUUGAGAAACAUUAAAAAAAACACCAUAUAGUUCACAAACUAUAGUGGUGGCUUCGCUUAUCUUGCCUGUAUUAUAGCUAUGCAUUUAUUUGAAAUACGUUUAUCAUAUUGAG